UAACCCCUCCCUUAUACCCACUCCGAGCCUCCUAUCACCCGCGGCUUGUGUUCUUGUUUUCUUAUUGGAUCAUCGAUCAAUCAACCUGUCUGCCAUUGAAAGAGCCCUCCCACAAUGUUCAACCUUAAAAGGUGCCAACCCUGACGAGAAAUUUCAGGCACAGCCGUAGACAAACCUGCGCGUGUCUCACUUGCAAAAUUUGCCGCUUGCGUGUUCAAAUCGUUACGUCUGCGACUUACUAAAAGACUGCACCGCGGAUCUCUCCCCGCGCAUCGGACACUCGGUUAAUAUUAUAGGUCAAAAUCGAUUCGCUAAAAACAUACCCUUGCAAAUUGUAGCUUAACCGUAAUCACCACAAAGCAGAUCUUAUUAGGAUGGCGUACUACAGCUCCAGUUCACGCUCAGUCAGCGGAGGAGGUGGAGGGGGAAUUUUCCUGGGUCGCAGCGGAGCGGCCAGCGUCUAUGGUGGCAGUAGCUGCCGGGUUUCUUCGGCCAGCUUUGGUCGGAGCAACUCCGCGGGAUGCGGUGGAGGCGCGUGGGGGAGCUCACAGUUCAAGAUGAUCGUGGGGGGACAAAGCGGUGCGAGUGAAAAGGUGGAGAUGCAAGGCCUGAACGAGCGUCUUGCCGAAUACCUGGACAAAGUUAAAUUCCUGGAAUCGGCAAACCAGGCCAUAGAGCUCAAAAUCAAAGAGAUGCUGCAAGGCAAAGGGUCCAUCGCAAAGGACUACAGUGUUUACUAUUCCACUAUCGAGGACCUGCGGGAAAAGAUCUUUGUCCAAAUAUUGGAGAAUGCAAAAAUCAGCCUGGAGAUAGACAACGCAAGAUUGGCCGCAGAUGACUUCCGCAGCAAGUGGGAGACGGAGGCGGCACUGCGCAUGUCGGUGGAGGCGGACAUCGGGAACCUGAGGGGCCUCCUGGACGAGUACGGGAUGGCGUGCAUGGGCCUGGAGGGCGACAUCGAGGCCAUGAGAGAGGAGCUGAUCUUCAUGAAAAAGAACCAUGAAGACGAGCUGGCCGCUCUCAGGGCCCAGCUGUCCGGCGCCAACAUGUCGGUGGAGGUUGACAGCACCAGGGGCCAGGACCUCCACAAGAUCUUGGACGACAUGCGUGCGCAGUAUGAGGGCAUAAUCGCCGUGAACCGCGCCAACGCAGAGAUGGCCUUCAACAAACAGGCGGAAAUUGCCAUGGUGCAAGGUGCACAGCAGAGUCAAGCUGCAUCGGCGGCCCAGAGCGAGGUGUCGGAGACGCGGCACGCCAUGCAGAGCCUCGCGGCCGAACUCGAGUCACUGCGAGCCCUCAUUCGCUCUCUGGAAGAUCAGCUGUACGAUACGGAGGACCGCAAAGCCCGCGAGCUGGCAUCCUACACCGUGCAUAUCCAGAUGCUGGAGGGAGAGCUGGGUUCGGUGCGAAUGGGCAUCAACCAACAGCUGAAGGACUACGCAGAGCUGCUCAACAUGAAGAUGAAGCUUGAGCAGGAGAUUAGCACCUACAGGAGGCUUCUGGAGGGAGAAGACAGCCGGCUGAGGAAUAUCUCCUCGGAAUCUUCGCACUCGAUGCAGUCGUGUUUCAGCUUUGGCGCUGGUUCCAAAGGAGAGAGCAGCUCCAGCUACCAAAGUUCAAGUACCACCGGGUCCGGCUCUGGCUCUGGGGCUGCUUCAUCUUCCGUUUCCUCUGCCACAAAGAGCACAGGAGGAGCCAGCACUGCUGUGACGUCCAGCACCACCAAGAACUCCAGCUACCAAAGUUCAAGUACCACCGGGUCCGGCUCUGGCUCUGGGGCUGCUUCAUCUUCCAUUUCCUCUGCCACAAAGAGCGCAGGAGGAUCCAGCACCACAGGAGGAGCCAGCACUGCCAUGACAUCCAGCACCACCAAGACCACCAGCCAGACCAGUUCGCUUUCAAGUGACGGCGCCUUUGGUGCCGCUUCUAAUUCCGUUGUCGUAGACAACGACGCGUCGAGCUCGAGCUCCAGCUCCACGACCAUAACCAACUCCUCCACCACCAAGGAAGUCGUGAUUGAACCAGAACCCAAACGAGAGGAAGUCAAGACGACGAAAACCGUAAUCAUCACUCAGACCAUCGUGGAUGGGCAAGUGGUGGAGUCAACGGAGGAAGUGGCUGAGAAAACCUUGCCCAACUAACCGAUGCUUAACAUGGCACUUAGAUACUUCACAAAACGUAAUUCCCCAAAACUUUCCAGACCAGCUUACAUGUCUCAAUACCAAGCGGCAUUAAUUUUAUCAGCUAACACGUUGUGAAAAUGUUCAUUGGAUUUGAAAAUGUAAAUCCAAACACACCUGUUUACAUACAGUACUGUAUAUGUGUACGCAUUGAUGUGGGCAUAUAUCUCAGCCAUUUCCAGCAAAUUAAAUACCAAGGACAAGUGUUAACUUCUUAAAAGAGUUCACAUAGCACAUUGGGAAGCUUUAUUGGAUUGAUGUGUUCAAUGAAAGUUGAAUGCGUAUUGCGGUUUACAAAUGGAGGCUCUAUAUCCCUCAUGCUUUUGGCAAAUAAAUACACACGACACAAGUACACAUAAACAAGUAUACACAACACAACUACACAAAACACAACUACACACAACACAACUACACACAACACAAGUGCACAUAACACAAUUACACACAACACAUGUACACACGACACAAGUACACACAACACAAGUACACACAACACAAAUGUUACAAUACAUAAGGAGACAUCGCUUGGUGGUUUUUUUCACAAUGGGCACACGUGUAUGGGAAGCAACAAACGAUAGUUCAUUUUCUGGGUAUUUGGUACUGAUCUACAUGUUGUGCACUUCUGCUUGCUUUCCCUAAUAAACAUGUUGGUAAUCGA
Molecule: messenger RNA, 2838 nt
Organism: Lethenteron reissneri (Far Eastern brook lamprey)
Lineage: Eukaryota; Metazoa; Chordata; Hyperoartia; Petromyzontiformes; Petromyzontidae
Product: keratin, type 1 cytoskeletal 11-like
Cellular component (GO): cytoskeleton
Molecular function (GO): structural molecule activity
Source: RefSeq, a predicted model, not a curated record